UCGUUUUUAUCUUUCUAGACAGAAAUGAGUGUUCCUCAGACUCCGGUAGAAAUUUUGUAUCAAGCCAUUCUUCCGAAUUUACCUCAAUACAUGAUUGCCCUGUUAAAGAUUCUUUUGGCGGCGGCACCCACCUCCAAAGCCAAGACCGAAUCCAUCAACAUCAUGGCCGACGUCUUACCGGAAGAAAUGCCAAUGACGGUUUUACAAUCCAUGAAACUGGGGAUCGACGUCAAUCGGCACAAGGAAAUAAUCGUCAAGACCGUGUCGGGAAUUCUGCUGCUUUUAUUAAAACAUUUCAAAAUAAACCACAUCUACCAGUUCGAGUACAUGAGCCAACAGUUGAUGUUUGCCAAUUGCAUUCCGCUCGUAUUGAAAUUUUUUAAUCAAAACAUCAUGUCCUACGUCGGAGCCAAAAACAUGAUUUCGGUCAUCGACUUUCCUGCCUGCGUCGUGGGAGAACAACCGGAACUGACGGCCGAAGUGCUGGAAAUGGGAGAACAACUUCCAUACUGUUGGAGGAAUCUCUUUUCCUGCAUUAACCUGUUGAGAGUUUUAAACAAACUGACCAAAUGGAAGCAUUCUAGGAUAAUGAUGUUGGUGGUGUUCAAGUCGGCCCCGAUUCUGAAGAGAGCGCUGAAGGUAAAACACGCCAUGAUGCAACUGUACGUCUUAAAAUUACUUAAGAUGCAGACCAAGUACCUGGGUCGACAGUGGCGGAAGAGUAACAUGAAGACUAUGUCGGCCAUAUAUCAGAAAGUCCGUCAUCGCCUGAACGACGACUGGGCAUACGGAAACGAUCUAGACGCUCGUCCGUGGGAUUUUCAAGCGGAAGAGUUCGCCCUUCAAGCCAGCAUCAAUCGUUUUCACAACAGACGUUACGAUAAAAGCGGAGGAAGUUCCGAUCCGGAUUUCCAACCGGUGGACAAUAACUUUCUCAGCGUAUUGGGAAGAGAGAUCGAACUGACCGAAGAGUUUAAGCAGCAUUACGAAUCGUGGGUCAACCGAGAAGUUUUUCAAACCAACAUCGAUUGGGAUCAGCUUCUUAAUUAUAAUUAUCUAUAAAUUAAAUUGGAUUCUCUACUUAUAUCAAUAUAUAUAUAAAUACGUAAAGAGAAGGUUUCCGUAUAUUUAAAACUUCCUUCCUAUUAUAAUUAGAAUCGUCCCGCACGUUACAUUUAUAUAUAUAUUAAUAUAAAAAUUCCGAUUUCGUGUAUAUAGUAUUGUUCCGAGUAACGUUUUUUUUAAACGAAUUCUUUAGUAUGCAGAUUUUUGCGCCCUGUAUCGGUUCGAAUGAGUAAGAGUGAUUUUUUUGACAUUACGUUAUUUUGUAAUAUUGUUUUUAAUUUAAUGCCCGAUGGCCAAUGUCUCGUCGCGACCGUAGGAAAAAGUAUGUUGUAAAGUUAAGUGUAAACGUCGCGCUUUUAAAAUUACUGUAUUAGAAUUCUUGUUUUAAGUAUUAAAAUUUUUAUACGGUUUGAAUGUUUUAU
This is a messenger RNA of Centruroides sculpturatus (bark scorpion), 1487 nucleotides long. Its product is annotated as striatin-interacting protein 1-like. The transcript is spliced from 7 exons. Lineage: Eukaryota; Metazoa; Arthropoda; Arachnida; Scorpiones; Buthidae. The coding region runs from base 25 to 1062 and encodes 345 amino acids. Gene Ontology annotation, cellular component: cytosol. The record is from RefSeq and is a predicted model, not a curated record. Gene Ontology annotation, biological process: cytoskeleton organization.